CCCUGCAGUAUUUUGGGGCGGGAGAUGGGUGUUUGCUUUAGAAAACGGGCAGAACUGGGUUGUGUUUCAGCUCCUUUAUAUUGCUCCAACCGCAUCAAGCAAGCUAACGGCUACACUGGAACCUAACUAUUGCAGAUUGCCCCGGCAUGGUCACACAGAGCAGACUGGAAUAGAAACACCUAGAUGCCUGGCUGAAGCUUGAAAUUAAUGACUUUUUAUAGUUGUGUAUUAUUUUGCCAGCUGUUCUCUCCCCCAUAGCUUGGUUUAGGACAAGUCCACAACGACCAAAACCAGCUUUUCAAAAGAAGCAAUGGAAAUUACAGGAAUUACCUGUAAUCUCUCCAUCUCAUUUACAAGCAGACGUUGAUUUUUUUUUUUUUUUCUUCCCUUUGGGGAGGUUAAUUGAUUUUGCCGAGAACGCGCAAAGAUGGCGAGGAUUCCCCAGCCAGGAGAGCUGCGCGCAUCCAGACCCCGCAAGAACGAACAACGCGACCCGAGGCACCGCGCUACGCGACCGCGCGUGUGCCGAGGGCGGCCGCCUUCCCGCGUGGGGCCGGCGGGCAGAGCCGGAACUCGCCGCCUGGGCCGGGGUUGUCACCGGCAAUAGGGUCCCCCCGCGGGGCUCCUCCUCCGCGGGCGGCGGGGGGGCCGCGGCGAGAUGGCGGCUCCGGCCGCCGAGCGGGAGCGGCAGGAGCGGCUGCGGGAGGCGGCGGCGCUGGGGGACGCGGAGGAGGUGCGGCGGCUGGUGGAGGAGGUGGGGGUCGGCCUCAACUCCCAGAACGAAGUCAACGGCUGGACUUGUUUGCACUGGGCAUGUAAACGGAACCACGCUCCCGUGGUGGCUUACCUGCUGCGUGCCGGCGCGGACAAGGAGAUCCUCACCAAGAAAGGAGAAAGGGCAGCCCAGCUGGCAUCAAAGAGAGAGAUAAGGAAGAUGCUGGGAGUGGAAGAUGAUGAACUCCCAGACUUAAAGAAAGAUCCAGAUCUGCCAAUCAUCCCUAAUUAUCUGGUGAACCCACCUUUCCCUUACAUUUAUAACACCACGAGUAACAGUAUUCCAGAUCCCUCCGUGAAUGGGAGUGCCUCACACUUGGAAUCGCAAGAUGCUGACGCUUCUUCCUUACCCGAUGUGGAGGCUCGCACACGCGCACCCUUACAGCACGGGAAGGCUGCUCCCCAGGCGGCCGGUAACGGGGCCGUGCCGUCCCUGCCCGCAGCGGGCUCUGCACCACCACGCUCCAAACCCCUCCUUCAGAGAGCUCCAGUUUACCAGGGACCUGUGUCUUGGAGCAGGAGUCCCCCUUCGCCAGCUGGAUCGCAUCAGUCUGUACCUCAGCAAGAGAACGGCUCCUGUGUGGGGCCUGUGCCAGCAUUUCAGCCCGUCUUCUUCACGGGAGCUUUUCCACUUAAUAUGCAAGAAUUGGUGCUUAAGGUUAGAAUACAAAACCCUAAUCUUAAAGAAAAUGACUUCAUUGAAAUUGAACUGGAUAGACAAGAACUGACCUAUAAAGAACUGCUCCGAGUGAGUUGCCAUGAGCUGGGUGUUAAUCCUGAGCAUGUACAGAAGAUCAGAAAAUUACCAAAUACAAUGUUAAGGAAGGACAAAGAUGUUGCAAGGCUACAGGAUUUCCAAGAACUGGAGCUUGUUCUAACAGUAAGCGACAAAAACUUACUUUUCAGAGCCCCAACACUUUCUGAACGGAGUGGUUAUAACAAGAAGGCAUCAGAACUUACAUACUAAUUGCUUAAAGAAUAAAAGAUUUGUAUCUCUCAUUUUAAAAUUACAUUUGAAAUAUAGUAUCUAUAAGGGCUAAUGAUGUGAAAAAAAUCUAUUUUGUUAACCUUGAAAAAGACUAAAGUUGUUAUGCACAGUUACAGCCUCUAGUUAAUCUAAGGGUAAUGAGUCUGAUAUGAAAAUAGCUUAAAGCAAAGGAAGUAUUGAUAGAACCUUCUGUUAAUGUAACACUUUUCAAAAAGAUAAUCUUGAAAUACUGCGGAGUUAGCAGCUCUCAGGGAAAGGCUUACCUUAAACUGUUCUAGUAAUUUGUUUGCUAUAAAAUAGCAGAGGUACUCAAGCUAAAGAACCUGCCAUGAAAUGCAUUUAAUAGUUGUACUGAAUCCAUUACCAUUAACAUUCACUUUUUAGAUCAUGUAUUUUAAGUCAUAUCUUAUUUAGAAGGAAAAAACCAGAAGGGUUUAAAGCUGUGGAAGAAGCACAAAACUAUGUCUAAAUACUAUCAAGUGUCUUAUUACCUGUGAUUUCUUAAUCCCUGUUUACACUUUUCCCUAUUUCUCAGGUUGCAAAUAAAAAGUGAUAGUAAUUAUCCAAAUCAUAAAUAUGCUCUCAACCAAAAUCUCUUAUAUUGUUGUCUGUCAAUAUAUAGUAUUGACGUGUGAAAUUUAAAAUACUAUUUUUGUUACUGUAUUGACAACAUAUUUCUCCAAUGCUGCUUUAAUUUCUCCUUUUAAAAGCACAAAAAUUGUAAUUUUAUUUGCCUUUCACCUCUACAUUCCUGAGAAAGAUCACAUCUUGAACCUUUACAAGUUGCAUGUGUAAAAAGAAACUAUUGAAAUGCCCAGAGUUUUCUGGGCCGAUAUUAAAUCUUGAUGUUCCUAUGCAAUGUAUUUUCUUUUUUUCCAAAUGACUUGUGUUUACCCAUGUUGUUCACUGGAGAAAAAAAAAAAAAUCAGUUUUCCUGUUACUUAAAAUUCAGAAAUAGACACUUUACUAUGAAAUUCUGAAAUAAAUAAAUUGAAAAGUA
Messenger RNA from Tyto alba (common barn owl), 2762 nucleotides. It is a transcript of the gene ANKRD40, whose product is annotated as ankyrin repeat domain 40. Gene Ontology annotation, molecular function: protein binding. The transcript is spliced from 5 exons. Lineage: Eukaryota; Metazoa; Chordata; Aves; Strigiformes; Tytonidae. The record is from RefSeq and is a predicted model, not a curated record. Bases 659 to 1741 code for a protein of 360 amino acids.